AUGGGGGGUGAUCUGAACCGGGACUGGAGGGGUCUGAACCAGGGCUGGGGGUCUGAACCAGGGCUGGGGGGGGUCCGAACCGGGGCUGGGGGUCAGAUCCGGAGGGAGCCGUCGGGGCGGUGCCGCGGGGCGGGUCCGGCCGGUGCCGCCCCACCUGGCCGCGCCGAGCCCGAGCGCGGUGGCGGUGGCGGGCGGUGGCGAUGGCUCUCGGGGGGGUCGCGGCCGCGGGGCCGGCGGGCGGCGGGGGGCUGGGUGCCGUGCUUGGCGCUGGCGCUGGGCUGGGCGCUGGGCUGGGCGCUGGGCGCGGAGCCCCCGCACCGCUGCCGCCCCGACACCGCGCUGCUGCCGCCGCCGCUCCGCCGCCUCGGGGGCCCCGCGCUGCUCCGCGCCGCCGUGCCGCGCCUCCGCGGCGGCUGGAGCCCCUGCCAGCUGUACCGCUACCCCUCCGGGGACCCCCGGCCCAACGGCACCGGGCCCUGCACCCGCGGCUGGCACUACGCGCUGCCCGCCGCCGGCCUCCGCGCCAACCUCGUCACGCAGUGGGACCUGGUGUGUGCCUCGCGCUGGAAGGUGCCCCUGGAGCAGACCACGCACCUGCUGGGCUGGACCCUGGGCAGUGUCACCGCCGGCCUGGCCUGUGACAGGUUUGGCCGCCGUCCCACCUUCCUGCUGUCCCUGGCGCUGGCCGUGCCCGUGGGCCUCGGCGUGGCACUGGCUGUGGACUUCCUCAUGGUCCUGGUGGCGCGGCUGCUCUUCGGGGCCGCGCUGGCAGGAGCCUUCCUCGCCCUCUACGUGGCACGGCUGGAGCUGUGUGACCCCCCGCACCGGCUGGGGGUGACCAUGGUGGCCGGAUUCUUCUGGAUGGCCGGGGAGCUGCUGCUGCCGGGGCUGGCCCUGCUGUGCCGGGACUGGCGGGUGCUGCAGGGCGCUGUCACCAUGAUCCUGGCACUGCUGGCUGCCAGCUGGUGGUGCCCGGCCCUGCUGCUGGAGUCCCCGCGCUGGCUGCUGGCCACACGGCAGCUGGAGAGGGCCAGGAAGACUCUGCAGGCGCUGGCCGAAGACAACUGUCCCCAGGACAGCCUGCUCGCGGAGCUGGAGGCCCUGUCCGAGGCGCCCCCGCGGCCCCGGUACCACUCGGUCUGCGAGAUCUGCGGCACCAGGGUCAUCUGGAAGAACGGCGUCAUCCUCGGCUUCGCGGCGUUCAUCGGCUCCGGCAUCCGCCACUGCUUCACCCGCAACCUGGUCCCCCACCUGCCCCACUUCUUCUCCUCCCACCUGGUGCUGCUGGGCACCGAGGCGGCCGCCUGCCUCUUCGUGUGCCUGACGGCCGAGCGCUUCGGGCGCCGCGCCAUCCUCCUGCUCUGCACCGUCCUCACCGGCAUCUCCUCCCUGCUGCUGCUGGCCCUCACCCAGUACCUGCUGGAGCUCAUCGUCCUCACCCUGUCCGUGGUGGGCACGGCCGCCUCCCACGCCGUCACCAUGCUCAGCAUCUUCUUUGCCAGCGAGGUUCUCCCCACCGUGGUCAGGGGCGCCGGGCUGGGCCUGGUCGUGGGGGCCAAUUUCGUGGGCAAGGCGGCGGCGCCCAUCACCGCCAUCCCCAACAGCCGCGGCUUCUUCCUGCACCACGUCGUGUUCGCCUCCUUCGCCAUCCUGGCCGUGCUCAGCAUCAUGCUGCUGCCCGAGAGCCAGGGCCGGGGGCUGCCCCAGUCCCUGCAGGACGGCGAGAGCCAGCGCCGCCCGCCCCUGUUCCGCCGCCCCCCCCGCGAGGACCACCUGCCCCUGCUGGCCCCCCACGCCAUCCCCCGCGACUAUUCCCGCCUGGCCGCCUCCACCAAGAGGACGCUGCGCUCCCCGGAGCCCCCCCGCGAGAUGUAGCCGUGCCCCCCGCGCUCCCUGGGGCUCUCCCGGCUGCUGGGGGGGGCCGAGCGGGGACCCCCGCCCAGGGAUGUAGGGGGAGCAGCAGGAGGCGGGGGCUGGGGAGCAGCGCCCACCCCGCGGCGGGGCUGGGAGCCCUGGGGUGGGGGAGAAGCCCCCCGGGGGUGCUGCCGGCUCCCAAUAAAAGUGCCUUGUUUCUA
Motacilla alba alba is the source of this 2075-nucleotide messenger RNA. RefSeq names its product solute carrier family 22 member 31 (gene SLC22A31). The transcript is spliced from 9 exons. Bases 1 to 1875 code for a protein of 624 amino acids. The record is from RefSeq and is a predicted model, not a curated record. Gene Ontology annotation, biological process: transmembrane transport. Gene Ontology annotation, molecular function: transmembrane transporter activity. Gene Ontology annotation, cellular component: membrane. Lineage: Eukaryota; Metazoa; Chordata; Aves; Passeriformes; Motacillidae.